UCUGUUUUUUUUUUUCUUCUUCCCAUUUGUUAAUCUUCACCAAUAUAUUUUUCAAAUUGCAAUUAUUUUUUAAUAUUCACAAAUAUAUCUUUCUUAAGUUUCAAUAUCUCAAUAAAAAUAGAAAUAAAAAAUGAAGUUUUUGGGGUUUCAACGAGAUUUGUGGAACCUCUGGAAUCUGGAAUCUGGAAUCUGGAACCUCUCAUAUGUGAUACGCAAAACUCGAAUUGCAGAAGCUCGAAUUCCAGUGGGAUUAUCGAGAAUGACGAACAAAGGAGACUCAGAACACAAGUUACAUGCAAGGAUGAGACUCUGGGAAUUUCCUGAUGAGUAUAUUGUUGAGCCUACUGAUGGCACAGGAGGCUCCUUUUUGUCGGUCAGCCGGGUUGAUGGAUCCAUGAAGCUAAUUGAUGAACUUCCACAUUGUAGUGCGGUGCGUGUACCUAAAAUACAGACAAUUUAUGGUGUAAUGGGGGUGUUGAAGCUCUUGGCAGGGUUAUAUUUAUUUGUUAUAACGGAACGUGAAUGUGUUGGAUCUUACUUGGGGAAUCCGAUUUUUAAAGUUUCGUCUAUAAAGAUAUUGCCAUGUGAUCAUUCUCUUAAGAGUUCCCCAGCAGAGCAGAAAAGGGUGGAGACGGAAUAUUCCUCUUUACUAAAUGCUGCAGAGAGUACUCCUGGGCUGUUUUUCUCUUAUGAUGCCAAUCUAACACUGAGUAUGCAGAGAUUGCAUGAUUUAGGAGAUGAAUCAAAGACGAUCCCUCUUUGGAGACAGGCAGACCCAAGAUAUUUGUGGAACAACUAUAUGAUGGAAGUGCUUAUUGACAACAAGCUUGAUCCAUACUUGCUUCCCGUUGUUCAAGGAAGUUUUCAUCACUUCCAAGCUGCUAUAGGGAAGGAUAUCGUGGAUGUCACUGUGAUUGCUCGCAGAUGUACCAGGCGGACUGGUACCCGAAUGUGGAGAAGAGGAGCUGAUCCUGAUGGUUAUGUUGCUAAUUUUGUUGAAACUGAGCAAAUUAUGCAGUUGAAUGGGUAUGCAGCAUCUUUUGUGCAGGUACGUGGGUCAAUGCCAUUCUUCUGGGAGCAAAUUGUUAAUCUGAAAUAUAAACCAAAAUUUGAAAUUGUGAAACCAGAGGAAGCACCACGAGUUGCUGAGCGGCAUUUCCUGGACUUAAGGAAAAGAUAUGGUGCUGUGCUUGCUGUUGAUCUUGUCAAUAAGGAUGGAGGUGAGGGCCAUUUGUGUGAGAUGUAUGGGAAUGCAAUGCAGCAGAUUAUGAAUGAGGAUAUAAGAUAUUUACACUUCGAUUUCCAUCGUAUAUGUGGACACAUACAUUUUGAGCGACUUUCGAUUUUGUAUGACCAAAUGUCAGAUUUUUUAAACAAAAACAGGUAUCUCCUACUGAAUGAAAAAGGUGAAAAAAUUGAGGAGCAAACUGGCAUUGUGAGGACUAAUUGUAUUGAUUGCUUAGAUCGCACCAAUGUCACUCAGAGCAUGAUAGGACGGAAAAUGUUGGAAUUUCAACUAAGGCGUAUAGGUAUAUUUGGUGCUGAAGAGACCAUUAGCGCACAUCCAAACUUUGAUGAGAACUUUAAAAUAUUGUGGGCAAAUCAUGGGGAUGAUGUAAGCAUCCAGUAUUCUGGCACUCCUGCUCUAAAAGGAGAUUUUGUCAGAUUUGGUCAGCGUACAAUAGAAGGUAUUUUUAAGGAUGGGUGGAAUGCACUUGCUAGAUAUUAUCUGAACAACUUUCGUGAUGGAACAAAACAGGAUGCGAUUGAUAUGGUGCACGGGCAUUUCAUUGCUUUUGUUAGCCGAGAUCUGACUACACAGCCUCCAAAAGGAGGCCUUGAGGCUGUAGCUUCUCUUCCUAUAGCUCUUUUCCUGAUAUUGGCUGGGUUCUUAUUCUCACUAAUGUCUCUAAGGCAAGGUGACUAUCAUAGAAAUAGUUCAAACUUCCUAUUUUUAUUCCUAGAAUACUUUUUAGAUGACUAUCAAUAGCUCCUUUAUCAUAGGAUGCGGAACAUAUUACCAAACUUUGGGGCAAUCUGACAGAAGGUUAAGCAAGCUCUGUCUGCUGCUUCAGUUUCUCUUCACUUGUAACAUGAACAGCCAAAUUAGCCUUGGUUUUGCAAAUCAGUUUUCUUCACCCUAACUCCCAGCCACUACACCACCCCUCCACUGCCACCACCAGAUGUAUGCUGCCCUUCCACCAUUGUCACCACCAGACCCCCAAUUCCACCAGCACUCACCUUCACGCCCCACUAAAAUUUAACCCUUACCACUGUCCCACUAAUUAUCAGCAACCCACAAACACACCAGAAGCAACAAGCAACUUCUCGUGCAGUCCCGCACCCUUCACGAACUGCACGAAAAUUCGCACAGCCAUCCACGAGAAAGCAAGUUAGAAGAGAGAAAAUUUCAGAUCUGAUGAAAGAAAAAACCUCAAAUCUCAAAAACU
Molecule: messenger RNA, 2450 nt
Organism: Beta vulgaris subsp. vulgaris (sugar beet)
Lineage: Eukaryota; Viridiplantae; Streptophyta; Magnoliopsida; Caryophyllales; Amaranthaceae
Product: phosphoinositide phosphatase SAC7
Exons: 22
Coding region: 131-1990 (619 amino acids)
Biological process (GO): phosphatidylinositol dephosphorylation
Cellular component (GO): endoplasmic reticulum
Molecular function (GO): phosphatidylinositol-4-phosphate phosphatase activity
Source: RefSeq, a predicted model, not a curated record